CGGGCACCAUGAAGGACCGGUUGGAGCAGCUCAAGGCGAAGCAGGAUGCGGACGAUGACACGGAGGAGCUGGAGAUCGCAGUGGACAACACGGCCUUCAUGGACGAGUUCUUCUCGGAGAUCGAGGAGACCCGGCAGAACAUCGACAGGAUCUCGGAGAACGUGGAGGAGGCCAAGAAGCUCUACAGCAUCAUCCUGUCAGCGCCCAUCCCCGAGCAGAAGACCAAAGAUGACCUGGAGCAGUUGACAGCAGAUAUCAAGAAAAUGGCCAACAGCGUCCGCAACAAACUCAAGAGUAUGGAGCGCAGCAUCGAGCAGGACGAGGUGCGCUCCUCCGCUGACCUGCGCAUCCGCAAGUCCCAGGUGAGCUCCGGCCCCAUCCGGCCCCAUGGAGCCUGUUCC
Molecule: messenger RNA, 401 nt
Organism: Neopsephotus bourkii (Bourke's parrot)
Lineage: Eukaryota; Metazoa; Chordata; Aves; Psittaciformes; Psittacidae
Product: syntaxin-3-like
Exons: 5
Biological process (GO): vesicle-mediated transport
Cellular component (GO): membrane
Source: RefSeq, a predicted model, not a curated record